AAGGGAUAACAACAAACAAACGAGGAGUACAAAAGAAGAAGAAUCAGACUUCACGGGAAGAAGAGAAAAAGAGCGAAGCUGGAAACCGGAAGUUAAUUGAUAAGAAGGGAAGAGAAGCUACUGGUGCAGGUAGAGAAGAAGAAGAAGAUAUUGGAAUUUAGGGCCUUCGGAUAUUAGGAUUUGAGGUGUUAUAUUCCAGGGUACAGGGUGUAGUGAAUUUCUGUGGUUGUGGUUGUUUUAGUGGCAAAUGAAUGAAUUAUGAUGACUGGGAUCAGGUGGGAUAGUUGUCAAUGGGCACUCCAGACAACAAAUUAUCUGAUCUGGUUGAUAUAGUUAAGUCGUGGUGGAUCCCUAGGAAGAGUGAGCCACCGAAUGUGUCGAGAGACUUUUGGAUGCCCGAUCAGAGUUGUAGGGUAUGCUACGAGUGUGAUUCCCAGUUUACAGUAUUUAAUCGUAGGCAUCAUUGUCGACUUUGUGGCCGAGUUUUUUGUGCCAAGUGUACAGCGAACUCAGUUCCUGCUCCAUCUGAUGAGCCAAGAGAUGUUCGGGAAGAUUGGGAAAGGAUUAGGGUAUGCAAUUAUUGCUUCAAGCAAUGGGAACAGGGUAUAGCAACUAUUGAGAAUGGGACUAAAGCACCUAGUCCUGGUCUUAGUCCAUCACCAUCUGCAACAAGCUUGGCCAGUACCAAGUCCAGCUGCACUGGUAUUAGUAGUAGCAGCACCGUUGGUUCUACUCUGUAUUCAACUGGACCUUACCACCGUGUGAAUUAUAAUUCUGUUCUUAGCCCUUGUGGAUCUGCUCAGAUGAAUGGAGCCACUGAAGAAAACAAUGAGACAUUUGGGUCGAGCACAAAUCCAAGUUCCACCACAGUAGAUUCUUCAUCAAACCAUAUUGGCUUUUGUGUUAACAGGAGUGAUGAUGAAGAUGAUGAAUAUGCUGCAUAUCGUUCGGAUUCAGAAUCAAGGAAAUAUUCUCAUUCUGAGGAUUAUUAUGGUGCAAUCAAUAUUGAUGAAGUCAAUCGUGCUUAUGGAUCAGUUAAAGUUCAUUCUGAUGGGGAGAACCUUGAUGCAAAAUCUCUUGAUGAUUCACCAUUAACUGAGAUUUCCAAUAAACAAAGCGUGGAUGAAAUUAAGAAAUUUGAAGAAGUAAAUGGGCAAGAGAAUGCCGUACAAGGUGAAGCUCCUGCUUAUGAAGUGGAUGGUACAGAUUCCAAGCCUGUGGAUUUUGAGAACAAUAUGCUACUGUGGCUCCCUCCUGAACCUGAGGAUGAGGAGGAUGAAAGAGAAGCUGCUAUAUUUUAUGAUGAUGACGAUGAUGAGGGUGCUGCAGGGGAGUGGGGAUAUUUACGCUCUUCAAAUAGCUUUGGCAGCAGGGAGUACCGGAGUAGGGAUAAGUUCGUUGAGGAGCACCGGCAGGCCAUGAAAAAUGUGGUGGAAGGGCAUUUUCGAGCUUUGGUAGCUCAGCUUUUGCAGGUUGAAAACGUCUCUGUGGAUAAUGAGAAUGGCGCUGAAAGUUGGCUGGAUAUAAUAGUUUCUUUGUCAUGGGAAGCUGCAACACUUCUGAAGCCAGAUACAAGCAAAGGAGGUGGAAUGGAUCCUGGAGGAUAUGUGAAAGUUAAAUGCAUAGCUUCUGGGCAUCGCAGUGAAAGUGCUGUGGUUAAGGGAGUUGUUUGUAAGAAAAAUGUGGCUCAUCGUCGAAUGACAUCAAAAAUAGAUAAACCUCGUUUUCUAGUCCUUGGAGGAGCUUUGGAAUAUCAGCGCAUUUCUAACCACUUGUCAAGUUUUGAUACAUUGUUGCAGCAGGAAAUGGACCAUCUUAAGAUGGCAGUUGCUAAAAUUGAUGUGCAUCAUCCUAAAGUUCUUUUGGUGGAGAAAUCCGUGUCCCGGUACGCUCAAGAGUACCUUCUUGCCAAAGACAUAUCACUUGUUCUUAAUAUUAAGAGGCCACUCUUAGAGCGUAUAGCCCGCUGCACUGGUGCUCAAAUAGUUCCCUCCAUUGAUCAUCUAACAUCACCAAAGCUGGGUUGUUGUGAUGUGUUCCACGUGGAGAAAUUUCUUGAGGAGCAUGGAAGCGCUGGGCAAGGAGGGAAGAAAUUGACAAAGACUCUAAUGUUUUUUGAGGGUUGCCCUAAGCCUCUGGGUUACACCAUUUUACUCAAGGGAGCCAGUGGAGAUGAGUUGAAAAAGGUGAAACAUGUGGUCCAAUAUGGUGUCUUUGCAGCUUAUCACUUGGCUCUUGAGACAUCAUUUCUAGCUGAUGAAGGUGCUACACUUCCGGAGCUCCCUUUAAAAUCUCCUAUAAAUGUUGCCUUACCUAAUAAACCAUCAAGUAUUGACAGGUCUAUUUCCAUCGUACCUGGUUUUACCAUCUCAUCAUCUGGGAAACCCAUUGUUUCUCAACCUAUAGAUGAAUUACAGAAAUCCAACAAAGCUAUCUCUGUUAGACCAUCAUCUGCCAACAUUGAACUCCCUUGCAAAUAUUCUGCGUUCAGUUCAUCUUGUUUGUCAGAAGGUACUCACACUCAAAUUACAUCCAAGGAAUCUCCCUCGGACUCUGUUGGGAUUAGUGAUUCACUGUCUGAUUCAAGGGAGGAUAUAUCUUAUAACCAUCUUCCCUCCCUAAAUCAUGCAUUUAGCAAGGUCGGUGGAGUGUAUCUUAAAGGAUCUGUUCAAACACCAGCUAGCUGUGGAGAAGCUGUAAUGGGUGACCAGUUUGUUUCUUUUUGUCAAACGCUAUCAGAAGCACCUGAGCAAGGUGGUGGCAAUUAUCUUGCUGAUGGCAAUAUGUUGUCUGCAAGUAAUGUUGGUGGCCCAGAAUUGGCCUCCUCAAAACCAGAGGCUAUUAACGGUAAUGAAGAGGUGGCAUCCUCAAAGGAAGAGUUUCCUCCAUCGCCUUCAGACCACCAGAGCAUUUUGGUAUCCUUAUCAACACGUUGUGUGUGGAAGGGAACUGUUUGUGAGCGUUCUCAUCUCUUUCGAAUCAAAUACUAUGGUAGCUUUGAUAAGCCUUUAGGGCGGUUUUUACGAGAUAAUCUGUUUGAUCAGAACUCCAAUUGUCAUUCGUGUGAGAUGCCAUCCGAGGCACAUGUUCAUUGUUAUACUCAUAGGCAAGGUAGCCUGACAAUAUCUGUUAAGAAACUACAAGAUCCUCCCUUACCAGGAGAACGGGAAGGCAAGAUUUGGAUGUGGCAUAGAUGCUUGCGGUGCCCUCUGGUCAAGGGAUUCCCCCCAGCCACUCGAAGAGUUGUAAUGUCUGAUGCUGCCUGGGGUUUAUCCUUUGGGAAAUUCUUGGAGCUGAGUUUUUCGAACCAUGCAGCUGCUAGCAGAGUUGCUAGCUGUGGUCAUUCCCUUCAUAGGGAUUGCCUUCGAUUCUACGGUUUCGGGAGAAUGGUUGCUUGUUUUCGAUAUGCUUCCAUUGAUGUUCAUUCUGUUUAUCUUCCACCUUCCAAACUGGAAUUUAAUUGUGAUAAUCAGGAGUGGAUGCAAAGUGAAGCAAUUGAGGUGAGUAACAGGGCAGAAUUCCUAUUUAGUGAAGUGUACAAUGCAAUUCAAAAGAUUUCAGAGAAAUUAUUAGGUUCACAGUUCAAAGAUAGUGGUAUAAAGUUUACUGAAAGAAAAAUCUGUGUCGAAGAACUGGAAGCGAUGCUGCAAAAGGAUAGACAAGAGUUUCAGGAAUCUUGGCAGGAAGUGAUCCGUAAGGAGGUAAACGUUGGCCAACCUGUGAUUGACAUUCUUGAGAUUAAUAAGUUGCGGAGGCAAAUACUCUUUCUUUCUUUUGUUUGGGACCAACGGUUGAUACAUGUAUAUAGUUCAAUCAACAAUAAUGUCCAGGAACUUAUGAGCAGUUCAAUCCCAAAUCUUGGACUGAAGCCUGUAAGUUCUUUGGAGAAGCGUGUUGAGAUGAAUGUCGCUCCUGAGGCAAGUAAAACCUUUAGAAGUUGCGACUCUGCUGUAGUCGAGACCAAGCCUGCUAUGGACAUAAAUCAUGGAGGCAAUACUGAUGAAAUUAGCAAGCGCGGCGGAGAUCACAACGAAAAGCCUAUGGACCAAGAGUACCAUAAAAUUAAGGAGGCUGAACUUUCUCUUACUUCUAGUGCAACCAGUUCUCUAGAAUCUGGAAAAGUUGUACAGAAGGUCCUGUUGGAAGGGGAAUUUCCGAUCAUGGAAAAUUUAUCUGAUACCCUUGAGAUCGCAUGGACCGGCGAAAAUCACCCAGCUGGUGUAGUUCCCAAGGAGAAUGGUUACUCUGUUCCUGGUUCAGUCUUGACAGAUGUGUCAGCUGCAGUAGAUUCAGAUCUGGGAUUUUGUGCUAGUGAUCCUAAUGAAUUAGAAGUGGCUCAUUCUUCUCAGUCUGCUUUGCCUACAACGGGGCUUGAAACUAUGGAGAAGUCUAUGAGCCGGGCAAACAUGCAAUUUCCAAAUGUCUACUACUCAUUUAACAAGAAAUCUUUAUUCAAUGCUCAAAAACUCAAUAUCGGUGAGUAUAAUCCAGUCUAUGUCUUAUCGUUUAGGGAGUUGGAGAGGCAAAGUGGUGCCAGGCUUCUGCUUCCUAUUGGUAUUAAUGACACAGUAGUGCCUGUUUAUGAUGAUGAGCCGACUAGCAUUAUAUCAUAUGCACUUGUGUCAUCAGAUUACCACUCACAGAUGUCUGAGUUGGAGAGACCAAAAGAUGCUUCAGAGUCUGCAGUUUCGUCGUCACUUUUUGAUUCAAUGAAUGCACUCUCAAUUAAUUCUUCAAAUGGAUCACUUGGAUCUGGUGAUGAUAGUAUCUUAUCUUUGUCUGGGUCAUUUAGCUCCCUGGUUUCCGACCCCAUCUCAUACACACAGGCUUUCCAUGCCAAAGUUUCUUUUACAGAUGAUGGCCCCCUUGGGAAGGUGAAGUAUUCUGUAACUUGUUACUAUGCAAAGCGGUUUGAGAGCUUGAGGAGGACCUGUUGCCCUUCUGAGAUGGAUUUUGUACGUUCUCUCAGUCGUUGUAAGAAGUGGGGUGCUCAAGGUGGCAAGAGCAAUGUUUUCUUUGCAAAAACUUUAGAUGAUCGGUUUAUAAUCAAACAAGUUACAAAGACAGAGCUAGAGUCAUUCAUCAUGUUUGGACCAGCUUAUUUCAAGUAUUUAUCCGAUUCAAUCAAUACUAGGAGCCCAACUUGCCUGGCAAAGAUUUUGGGCAUAUAUCAGGUUUCAGCGAGGCACCUUAAAGGAGGGAAGGAGUCAAAAAUGGACGUUUUAGUGAUGGAAAAUCUUCUCUUCAGACGUAAUAUUACAAGGCUUUACGACCUUAAAGGAUCCUCUCGAUCAAGGUAUAACCCUGAUACAACUGGUACCAACAAAGUCCUUCUGGAUCAAAAUUUGAUUGAAGCCAUGCCGACAUCUCCGAUAUUUGUUGGAAGCAAGGCAAAACGGUUGUUGGAGAGAGCUGUCUGGAAUGACACUUCCUUUCUUGCUUUGAUUGAUGUAAUGGAUUAUUCAUUACUGGUUGGUGUGGAUGAGGAAAAACAUGAGCUUGUUCUCGGAAUAAUUGAUUUCAUGAGACAAUACACAUGGGACAAGCACCUUGAAACUUGGGUGAAGACCUCGGGCAUACUUGGCGGAACUAGAAACGCACCUCCGACUGUGAUCUCGCCCCAACAGUACAAGAAACGGUUCCGAAAAGCAAUGACUGCUUAUUUUCUCAUGGUGCCAGAUCAGUGGUCGUCUCCUUCGACAAUCGUUCCUAGUGGAUCACAGACUGAUCUUUGUGAAGAAAAUACACAGGGUGGUAAGUAGCUCUGUGCGUUGAUUGAUAAUGUAAACCUAUUCUCUGAUACCUGGACUCGUGAUGAACGCCGAACAUGGGUAUAUCCAUUUUCGAGUUAUUUGCAUAUAUUUGGAGUACCAUACAUCGUAUUCGCGUUCGAGUAUGUCUAAAACUGUUAUCAAGCUUGAAUAUUUUACUAAAAAAAUGAAGAUUUCAGGUAACAGAGCUUCUGCCUUGUC
This is a messenger RNA of Hibiscus syriacus, 5972 nucleotides long. RefSeq names its product 1-phosphatidylinositol-3-phosphate 5-kinase FAB1A-like. Gene Ontology annotation, cellular component: endosome membrane. Gene Ontology annotation, molecular function: ATP binding; 1-phosphatidylinositol-3-phosphate 5-kinase activity; metal ion binding. Gene Ontology annotation, biological process: phosphatidylinositol phosphate biosynthetic process. NCBI's taxonomy places the organism in Eukaryota, Viridiplantae, Streptophyta, Magnoliopsida, Malvales, Malvaceae. The transcript has 13 exons. Bases 291 to 5762 code for a protein of 1823 amino acids. The record is from RefSeq and is a predicted model, not a curated record.